CAUCACGCCGCGUCGCCUGCUGCUGUACUCCGUGUUCACAUGUGAGCAGAAGCACACUGGUUGAAUGAAAUCUCGAGUUAUCGCUACAGAAACGUCUGUGGCUGUACCAUAUCAAUACCAUGGUACUGUGAUUUAUAACAUGGUGUGAACGCCGUGCUGUCCGAUCUGAGAGACAACGACAAACCAAAGUGAUGGUUGAGGAGAUGGAGGUCAAAGGUCAGCGCUAUUUCAAGGGUGGACAGAAGAAGGGUCAGAAGCGGCCCGCGCAGGACGGGAUCAAGAGACGGAGACUGGACGCCACGAGCGUGAGCUACUUCCGCCGCGUCAGCGAGCGCCUGAGCGAGGGAUUCACAGAGGACGAAGAGAAAGCUCUGUUUGUGGAGAACGUGCUGUCGGAGGUCAAGGGUCAAUCGGUGCUCGUCUCCAUGGAUAUGACCGGCAGCGUGGCUCUGGAGCGGCUGCUCUCAUUGGCCAGUCCCGCUCAGGUGGCAGGUGUGCUGGCCGAGCUGGGAGGAGAGACGGGGUCAGAGUUCAGGGACGUGUCAUGUGAUCAGUGCGGGGGUCAUGUGAUGGAGAGCGCGCUCAGACAGGCCCACCGCUGGAACGAGGACGACUCUGACGUCACGCAGGAGGACGAGGAGCAUUGUGGGAUGCUGGAGGCUGAGGUGAAAGCUGUGUGUGGAGUGGUCAGAGAGAGUCUGGUGCAGUUCCUGAAGGAUCCGUACGGCUCUCAUGUGCUCCGGACACUCGUCCAGGUUCUGAGCGGAUCUCUGAGCCCAGCAGCUGCUGCUCAAACAGGCAAAAAGCAGAAGAAAGCCAAAGCAGAGGUGCAGGAUUUCGAGAUCCCCGUCUCGUUCUGGUGGGAGCUGAAGCAUCUCUCCGAGCGUCUGAUGGAGAACAUGGAGACGGUAACCAUCUGA
This is a messenger RNA of Cyprinus carpio (common carp), 920 nucleotides long. It is a transcript of the gene nop9, whose product is annotated as nucleolar protein 9-like. The record is from RefSeq and is a predicted model, not a curated record. Lineage: Eukaryota; Metazoa; Chordata; Actinopteri; Cypriniformes; Cyprinidae. The coding region runs from base 192 to 920 and encodes 242 amino acids. The transcript has 6 exons.